AUGGCGCUGCAGUUUCUUAACCAGAGCCCCAGCGGGAUAGGCAGCUCUGACAGGCGCAUCAUCCGCUCCCACCGCCGAUCGACCAAGAAGCAGAAGACUGAGCUCAAACACCUCUUGUAUGCUUCAGGAUCUGGAUAUGUGAUGCCCCGACCGCUCGACUCCGAGUCCACGGUGCUCAUGCAUCGGUGGUUCUUCGACAUCAGUGAUGCGCUGUUUCCGCUACAGUUCUGUACCAAGUUCGACAUUAUAAAGUCGAUCUGUGUCAACUACAUUCUGGCAGAUGAAGCAUAUUUUCAUAGCACCUUGGCUAUAUCUUCCAAUAUCGUCUCCAAAACUCUUCACCACUUCUCGCAGGCGUAUGCUUUAGUCAACAUUAAACUGUCGGGUCCCUUUUCUGUUUCCGAUAGCGCCAUAGCUGCUGUGGUCAGCCUCGCCAUCUACCAGCAAGUACAUCACCAGCCUGCAACGGGACCGGUCCAUCUCCACGGGCUCUAUUGCAUGAUUCAGCUGCGGGGUGGAAUUGCCAGGCUGAUGCAAGAGAACCGUGCGCUGGCACUGAAGUCGUUGAGGCUCGAUGUUGAAUUAGCAAUGCAAAAUGGCACACAUACUCUGUUUCGCAGCGAUGAAGUACCCGUUCACAUGGUCCUAUGCGACCCCGACGUCUGCAGCGGGCAGUUUCCCAGAGCUGCUUCUUGGAUGCCGCCCAUCAUGCUCGAUUUACUGAAACUUGAUCCUCUAGACUAUACGGAGACACUUGUGUCGCUCCUUUAUCACCUCGUGGAUGUUUCGCCUCUAGGGUAUCCCUCUUCCGAGCCCGGUGGACGUUAUAUCGACAUGACAUACCUUGCGAUGCUGGCAUUUAUGACGACGUUGCUACCCGAGUAUAACCGUGACGGAUCUAGCUGCCCCCUUCUUUCUGAUCGUCUGGGAAGCGCUCUGCAAGACCUUUGCGUCACAGCAUCGGAGUCUUCGGACUUUGAUUCGCCAUUACUCUUAUGGAUUCUUUUUAUAAGUGGGAUAUCAGUGUUGGAUCUCAAAGACUAUCGGUGGCUGUCGCCAUUAAUUGCCGACACUUGUGAGAGGCUGGAGCUGGAUAACUGGGCUUUCAUUCAGUGA
Messenger RNA from Aspergillus novofumigatus IBT 16806, 1116 nucleotides. RefSeq lists its product as uncharacterized. Lineage: Eukaryota; Fungi; Ascomycota; Eurotiomycetes; Eurotiales; Aspergillaceae. The record is from RefSeq and is a predicted model, not a curated record. The transcript has 8 exons. The coding region runs from base 1 to 1116 and encodes 371 amino acids.